Besnoitia besnoiti is the source of this 231-nucleotide messenger RNA. RefSeq lists its product as uncharacterized. The coding region runs from base 1 to 231 and encodes 76 amino acids. The record is from RefSeq and is a predicted model, not a curated record. NCBI's taxonomy places the organism in Eukaryota, Apicomplexa, Conoidasida, Eucoccidiorida, Sarcocystidae. The transcript has a single exon.
AUGCUUGGUUCGAGUCUGGGCUCAGGAUCGUUCGGCGCGGUCUAUGCACUGCAUGGAUCUGUCUGUCCUGAGGUGACAAGUCACUUUCCGGGACGAGAAUUCACGGCUAAGCUCUUCCACGCUACUACUAGCGGCUUUAUGGAUGUGCUGGAGCGCAUUGAAAAAGGCGAGAAAGUACUCGUCAACCAGGCCACCGUUAGGAAUGUCCAAGAACAUCUGGGGUACGUAUGA